Molecule: messenger RNA, 8180 nt
Organism: Anarrhichthys ocellatus (wolf-eel)
Lineage: Eukaryota; Metazoa; Chordata; Actinopteri; Perciformes; Anarhichadidae
Gene: quob
Product: quattro b
Exons: 24
Coding region: 280-5925 (1881 amino acids)
Molecular function (GO): guanyl-nucleotide exchange factor activity
Source: RefSeq, a predicted model, not a curated record
GCGAAGCAAGAGGAUCAACAGGCAGCCUGACAAUUUGCUGCUCUCUGUGCUACACACUCAGACUUGUGGAGAGUCUACGAAGAAUGGAAAUUACUUUGGUUACAUUUCGAUCAAGACAACUCACUGUCAUGUGGAUGUACUUCAGUCGACUUCUCUUGUUGAUGCUCUAAACAUGCACAGGUCUCACAGCACAGAGCCCAGGGAGGCUGUCUCGAGAGGAUUAUAAGGACCAAAAAUGAAAACAACUUUUUUCCUUAUAGAGGAGAAACGUCUGCAAAGAUGAACCCAGAAUCUCUCGACUCGUCCAUCCAGGGUGCGCUCUCGGCCCUCUUCCCACCUUUCGAUGCCACAGCACCCGUCGUACUCAGCCAGCUGUUUCGCACCAUUGAGGAACGUUACCACGGCGAUGCGUUACACUGUCUGCUGGACUUCCUCAUCCCAUCCAAACACUUACUGGAGAGUGUCCAACAGGCAGCAUGUGCUGGAUACUCUGAUGUGGUUUUCCGCUGUGAGGGCUGGCCUCUGUGUCUCCAUGACAAAACCGUCAUCCAGUUAGCACCCGUGAACCCUUUGCUGCUGCGUCCCGGAGACUUCUAUCUACAGGUGGAGCCUUUCGGGGACCAAGCGGCUCGCGUUGUCCUCAAAAGUCUUCUGGAGGAGGGUUGUCGAGAAGUGGAGGAGACACCCGUCCCUGAGACUUCCUACCCUUGCAUCUUCACUGAGGAAUGGCUGCAGGGCAUCAAUGAAGGGCGCCAAGGGACACCUCUGUCACGCUGCUUGCUUUGCACAGAUCAAGGAGUAAUCAAGUUGCCCUGGGCUAAAAUUGCCAUCCCAGAGUUUUUAAACAAGCCCAAGAUCAUGCCUACUUAUCGGGAAGCUCCUCCCGAGCCAAAACAGAUCUCAGUCCCCUCCCGUUUUAACUCCUCCACCCUGCCGAUGGAAGCCAUUUUAGGUCCUGCAAAAGACAGAAUGCCAGCAUCUUUGAGAUCUGUGGACUACUCCUCUAAACUUGUCAAAAUGGAUCAUGAAAGACGAACCUCCAAAUCAUGCUCCAGACCUUUAAUCAAACCUGUUGGUUGGGUUUCUCCUAAUACCUGGGACAGUCGUAACUAUCGGGAGAUUGAGGGUGAUUAUGUAGAGCUGGUGGAUAUUGCCGCAGGCAAGGAGUUUGUGGAUAAACAGAGAAGCAGCCAUCCGCAUCCACCUAAUUCAGUUUUGUUCAAACCCGUCAGACCACCGCCACCGGUACCACUUGGGAAUAGUGUUCCCUGUGGACGCACCCUUCAGUUUGCAGAGGAGCCUUGUACACCAUGCAGCCAGAUGGUGCAUGAUUCCACUGAUCAAGACUUGAAGUGUAGGUACAGAGACUCGUACGUGGCAGCACUGAGAAACCCAGUCGCUUUUGAGAGGGGCAGUGCAGACCACCUGAUUGCCCUGGAGGAGGUCGCCCUUUGUGAGGACGGAGAGUCAAGAGCCAAGGGUGCAUUUGAAGCUCAAAAAGACAAACUUGGAAACUUUUGUAACCACUGUAAUAAACCUGUGAUAAGAAACGAGCUCUGCCAAUACAGACACUGCUGUGAACCGACACCGGAAAGCUUCGUAUCUCACCUCAAAGACCUUCCUACGAGUUCUGAGUCAGAAAAUCUCAUGAAGGAAUCACCGAUGAUUUUGAAAUCAACGCCUGGUUUGAGCCAGAGUCACAAGGUUCAGAUGAAACUUAUUUCCCACCAAUCAGGACAAAAUGCUGGUGUGCAUGCAGGUUCAGAUGGCGACAUUAAACCACCACAGAAGGUGGAGGUUGUGGAACCAUCAGGGAAACACAAAGUCAAAGUUAGGUCUCUGUCCACUGUGUCAGAGACUUCUAAAGGGAGUCCACUUCUCUAUAAAGUCAACAACAGGAGCCACAGUGAUAUCUGCCCUGAAACAAUCACCAGCAUAAUGCAGUGUAAGAAAGCUGAUCUUUUGGAUCAGGUGACUUUAAAGCUGGAAAGACUGAAGUCCCUUAAAAAAGACUCCCAGUCAAGUAGGAGUGAAACUCCCUCCACCGCAGAUGGAUCAGACUCUAAACUCCAUAACUCAAAGAUAGAAAAGCCAUAUCCUGCACAAGUUCAACUUCUAUCUGCAAGUUCUGACGCUCCACAGCCUCCACAAACCGAGGAAUCAGGUUACAGAGGCAUUGGUGGGAUGCUUGAACUGGGAAUUAUUUGUUUGCCAGGCAGCAGGGACAGGACAGGCAGGGCAGUCGUUGAGGUCCAUGGUGGCAGAAAGGAGUGGACAUCCUCUCUCGUGUCAGUCCAGAGUGUCUGUGAACUACUGCUCUACUUACACUCCAUACCAAGGAAAGAAGUUCGAGAGCUGGGAAUGACUUUGGUCAUCAAUGCCAGGAAGAAGUCUCCUUCACUUCACCUCUACAAAGCUCUGCUGAUGGCCCAGGAGCAAGCUCUCCAUGCUGUCCACAGUAUCGUGAUGCUGGUGGAAAAAGACACUUGUCCUCGACCUGAAAAACAGCCGGGGUUACAGAUGGACAUGGUGACUUCUAUGAAAGCCCUAAACAAGACAGUUGAAGCUUCUCAGCUGACCUCUGACCUGGGAGGCACCUUUACUUACAGUCAUACCGACUGGCUGCAGUUCCAUCAGAGACUGGUUUCCUUCUUGGUUGAGCUGCAAGGGGCAGACAGCUUGUUGCAGAAGGCCAUCAAGAAAGUGGAUGGCAGCAAGAAGACAGACUCUGCCGAGGAUGUGCAGCAAUGCAUUCAGGAACAGAAGGCCGCAAUGAAAGAGGUGCUGGAAGACACUCGACUGGUUACUCUGCAAAGAGAAGGAGGGGCCAUUCUUGCCAGAAUGAGGAGAGAGGAGUUCAGAUUUCCACAGUCUGAGGACUACAGAGAUGCUCUGGAGUCAGUGACAAGUCUGUACAACCAGGUGGAGGAGAAGCUCCACAUUCUGGUGAUGAGAUCAAAUGAGUCACUGCAGCACCUCGAGUUCCUCUUCAGGCUCAGAGAGAUGGAGGGCAAAGUUAGCACGGCUGGGAUGUGGUUUAAUGCAGAAGGCGAACAGAGACUGAAGGACUCUUACACAACAGACGAUACCCUUGUGUGCACUGAAAAGGCCUUGCAGCACUUUGAUGUGUUUCUCGCUCAGACUAAGGACAAACAACAGUGCGCCUUGAGCCUAGUGAUGGAGGCAAAGGCAGUUGUUGGCACAAGCGAUCCCAGUCCUGCAACAGAUGUUUUUCGUACUCUGGUCAGCACCUUCAAAUCCAAUAUGGAUGACUUUAUGUUGCGGGCAGAACAAAGGCACAAAGAACUGGACACACUGAUGUAUGUGCACUGCUUCUGUGAACAGGCAUCUGCCCUGGCCAAGGAAUGCAGUCAUUUUUUGGAGCAGGUAGAGCAGGGGUGUUACCCAGCUCAGACCCUGAGAACACUGCAGAUGUAUGAAGAAAGAUUAGGUGGCGAAUUCUCCACCCCACACUUCCAGGCUCUGAAAGCUAAGGCCUGUGCCGUGGGAUCAGGGGCCUCGGGGGUGAUGAGAGUGUGGAAUGCAGCCUGGGUCCAGUGCCAAGAAGUUGGGCAGCGUCUGAAGGAGAUGCAAAAGAAAGAGAAAGGAGUAGAUAAGAUCCAGAUCCUGCAGAUCACAGCUGCAAACCCUCAAGGGGAAGAUGGAGAAAUGGAGGAGGAGGAGAAAAGGAGUGAGGUGGGGGAGGAUGAAUGCUCCCUGACCCAGCAGCUGACCUCUCAGAAAGAGGCAGUCAACAUCUCAGAAAGUGAGGGAGAAAGCACCACUGCGGAAUGCUUUAACCAUUAUUUAAAACCUGACUUGAAAGGAGAAUCUCAAGUGCAGGAAUUAUCUGAAGCAGCAGUUAAAACUGAGAAAAUUACAAAUUGUUUUCCACAAAACAUUGACUGUUUUCCAGAAACCAAGCAGAGGCCAAGAGAUCACCACAGUGAGGCAGAUCUGAGGAGCACACACUCAGUUGAAGGGGGCGCCGAUUUUCCAUUGCACCAACCUUUGGGUCGGUCCCUGAGCGAGGGCUCUUGUGUAUGCUCUCGUUUGACUAUCAUCUCUGGCUUUUCACCUUUGAAUGUAAGACACAAACACUGUCAGAGCAAAACACAGCCACUGGAACAAAAUCUGCAGCCCGUCCAAAAUCUGCCCAUUUCCCAUAACGAGAGUUUACGGUCAGGAAACCUGAGCUGCGAGUCAAAAAGAGGCAGCAAUGAAGAGGAGGGUGGAGGAUGCACAGUCUCCACCCAGGGCCCUAACGAUUUAAGGACCCCAGAGACAUUACUCACACCAACAGAAAACAAUGGCAGCAAUGUUCUGAAACUGCGGAUGAUCAUGGAGGAGCUGCUGUCCACAGAGAGGGAGUAUGUGAAGGCUCUGGGGUAUGUUCGAGAGCACUACUUCUCUGAGCUGGAGAGGCCCGACGUUCCUCAGGACCUGAGGGGCCAGAGGGGGAGCGUCUUCGGCAACUUAGAAAAACUCCACGACUUCCACCAUCAUCAUUUCCUGAAUGAGUUGGAGAGCUGCGUGAAUGAACCCGUCAGAGCGGGACGCUGUUUCCUACGACAUAGAGAGAGCUUUGCUUUGUAUGCCCUUUACAGCAAGAACAAACCGCAGUCUGAUAGUCUUCUCAUCAAUCAUGGACAGGCUUUCUUCAAGCAAAAGCAGCUGAAGCUGGGCGAUAAGAUGGACCUGUGGUCGUACCUGCUGAAGCCCGUGCAGCGGAUCAGUAAGUACAGUCUGCUGCUGCAGGACAUGAUGAGGGAGUGUGGCCCCGGACAAACCAGAGAGAUGGCCGAGGUUAAGGCUGCCCUGGAGGUCAUCCACUUCCAGCUCCACCACGGCAACAACCUGCUGGCCAUGGACGCCAUCCACCACUGUGACGUAAAUCUGAAGGAGCAGGGGCAGCUGAUACGCCAGGAUGAGUUCUUGGUUACAUUUAGGAAGAAAAAAUGUUUACGCCACAUAUUCCUCUUCCAAGAGCUCAUUCUCUUUAGCAAAACCAGGAAGACGGACGUAGGAAAUGAGACAUAUAUCUACAAACAGUCAUUCAAGACGUCAGAUGUGGGCAUGACCCAAAACAGCGGUGACAGCGGGCUGUGUUUUGAGAUCUGGUUCAGGAAGAGGAAAACCCAGGACACGUACACACUUCAAGCAGUCAGCCGGGAGGUGAAGGAUGCCUGGACCAAGGACCUGGAGCGGAUCCUGUGGGAGCAGGCAAUACACAACAGAGAGGUCCGUAUGCAGGAGAGAGUGUUCAUGGGUAUUGGAAACAAGCCCUUCAUGGACAUCAAGCCCAGUGAUGCAGCUAUCAAUGACAGAGCCGUCAACUAUGUACUGAUGGGAAGAGAAAACAGGGUGUUGUUCUCUAUAGGACAAAGUUCACAGGACAAGCUUUCUGGGGAUCGUCCAAAAUCUGUUGGUUCACGAUGCAGUUCGUCUUCCUCCUCUUCCUCUGGAAGAGGUUCCCUGUCCCCUGUGGGAUACAUGUGUAGGCCAAAGCGGAGGGGGGUUGGUGGGGACCUUGGAGGAUACGUAUCAACUCCUGGAGCUCUGGAAGAGGACGACCUGGACCACGAGAUUGGGAGUCACAACUUAUUGUUGGACAGCUCAGAGUCGUCCGGAGAGAGCGUGAGUGGCUUCAGCAGUUCCAGUCACAGCUACCGCUCUGCUAUUGGAGGAGAGGUGGAGGACACCUCCUUGGUCUCUGCCUCCAUGAUCACUGUUAAGGAGGCAGCGGUUGCUCCCGGGACUGAAGCCUCUGCAGUCUUCCACAAAGCAAAUGCUCUGGCAGGAUCCCCAGAAAAACAACAACCACCAGUUGCCCCCAAGCCAAAGACCACACCACAACACCAGGCCAAGGAUCUGCUCUGUGACAAGGUCCAGAACACUAGUGUUGGAAAAUCCACUGAGGUUUGACCUGUGAUACGCUACAAGAUUUGGAGGCAACCCAAGAAAAGCCGUCUGUUGGUGUCAGCGUUGAAGAUGAAACUAUUCAAACAGACAUCCUUUUACACCAGCUGUUACUGUAAUCCAUUACCACUCUGUAAAUACAUGUUGUUGUUUUAUAAUCUCACCACUAAAACAAUAGGACAGAAAAAUGUCUGUGGCUUCACAUAGUGCACUGUAAAUCAGUCUAGUUUCAUAGCUCAUGCAAAGGUUCAUAGAGUUGCUGUGGUCUUUGAGACGGUGCUUACAUGCUAUUUAUAACAUAAAUAAACUAAACGUUACAGUAGUCAAUGAAUCUGGCUAAAUAAUCCUGGUGAAAUGCUCAGACUUUUAUAAGCAGGCACCAUCCUGAUCCCAGAGCAAUUUGAUAAAAUAUUGUGGAGGUCUGUAAAGAAUUGUGUCACAAAGGCAGUAAAUGCCAUAAUGCCAUCUUUUAUGUCCCAAAGUUACCUAAUCACAACAUAUGUAUGUGUCUUACUUAUUUCCUUGAAAAUAAAACACAUUCACUCUGUCAUUUCUUUUGAAUAACAAUUUUGUAUAAAGUAAUAUUUUACUGGAAUCGAGAUAUGUAACACUUGUAUUGCUUUUUAUUCGAAAUACAGAACAUUUGCAGUGAUGAUGAAUGUUUUGGCCCUUUAUCUGUGUUUUUAUUCGCACCACAACUAUUUAUUUUUGCAAUAACACAUUUCUAAUGUCAAAUAUUAAUUUACAUUUGCUAUAUAGCUCCAUUACUAGCACAAUUGUCAGAUGAGGCAUUGAUAUACCUGAGCAUGUAAUAUAUAAUAUGGAUGUAAUAUAUGCUGGAAUACGUAAUUCUAAUGGAAUUCCUUGAUUAAAUGAAAGUAAAUGAGCCAUCAGAACAUCAUAUCAUCCAAGUUUUCCGAGAGUAUUUCACAUAUAUAAUAACAAAAACACAAAUUGUCUCCAUAAAAUGUAGGAAAUCACAAUAGUAACUUUUAAAAACAUGCAAUGAAGGAAAUUAAAUACUAUAGCCACAAAGCCACAAUUUUCUGCAUCACAGACAUUACCAAGCUACUCACAAUAGUAUUUAAAAAGGAAAUCAUGUACAAAAUUGCUCUUAAAGGGUACCUUCCUUUACGUCCAAGUCCAUCAUUUCUGCAAUAUGGAAAAAGUCACACUUCCAUUUAAAGAUUUUUAUGGAACGUUCUUUGAAAGUACAAGUUUCAAAGAGCCCGCCAGUCUGGAAGUGAGUCCAGGUGAUAAAUGCCACAGUCUCUUGGAAGUAGCCAAGCCUGCCUUGGCGAGGGCAUUCAGCCAUUUCCACUCUGUGGGUUUGGACAGAGUUCAGGCUUUGGUUUCACUUCUGUUAAUCCCUGAAUUCCCUUUCCUGAUAUAAUGCCCAACUCCAGAGCCAGGACUCAUGUUUGCGGUUAAUACCAGUCUGCCCAGAACGCUUCAAACCACAGGGACGGUUUGACAUUUUUACAAUUAUAAUUCAUUAUUCACUUUACUUUUGAUGCAUAAUUGUUACUUAAAAUAUUAUAGUGGAAAAAGGGAAGUUGAUAUUGAGCAGGACAAGUGCUGUAGUUUUUUCUUCUUUCUUCAUGUGCUCAAGAAGGCACAACAAAACUUUAGCAGUGACUUUAGAAGCUGUUUAUACAAUGUCCUUUUGUGCACUUGGGUCUGUAUAUAUACAUAUCCCUCGCCCCUCAUCAUGUAGCCUAUACCAGUGCACAUUUUCUUUGUGGUGCAUCAACUGGGAUUGACAGCUGAAAAGACCUCCAGUACCUGUAACCGCUUCUUAUAAGUAAAUGCUGGUAUAAUUCUAUAUUUCAUUUCAUUGUCAAAAAAUAUAACAGCAGGGGGCUGUAGUUUACAGCAACAGGAGCAAAUAGUUUAAAGAUAUUUACCACAAUGGACUAAUAAGUACUCGUGAAUAUUCAUGACCGCAUUUAUGACUGUGUGGGUUUUAAUAAGCUUCCAUGUUCAUGUGAUGGAACAUGUCAACCGCUCAUUUAUGCGUUUUGAUUAUAGUUUUUGGACAACAUUGGAUGUCUGUGGCGCUCAUGAAUAAACUAUACAGACUUUGAAUACACAGAUGCUCAUUAGUAGGAUCAAUAAGCCUACUUUAUCUUUUCAUGUGUUUGGUUGAUGACAAAAAUAUAGUAUAUAAAAAUACAGAAUAUCGCCAGACUCACCUUUUAAUUAUUGGACAAUCCAGUGAAACUAUAACAUAACAGUGGACGACUGGUUCAAAUUAACUG